Messenger RNA from Talaromyces amestolkiae, 648 nucleotides. RefSeq lists its product as uncharacterized. Lineage: Eukaryota; Fungi; Ascomycota; Eurotiomycetes; Eurotiales; Trichocomaceae. The transcript is spliced from 2 exons. Bases 1 to 648 code for a protein of 215 amino acids. The record is from RefSeq and is a predicted model, not a curated record.
AUGGUCAGCUCUCCUCAUCUUUCGAGAACAUUCUCUCUUUCGAUACACAUUACUAUUACUAACCAUCUUUCUACUGAUCAGCCCCCCAAACGAAGAGGCCCCCCCGCAGCUCCCAAAGAGAAAAAAGCCCGCCAAUCCAAGCUCGCAAAGGAGAAUAACAUUACCGCCGAGGAAGAGAAUGAGAUAAAGGAAGCCUUUGGACUCUUUGCGGACAAGAAUGAGGAAUUCAAAGAUGAGAAGGAAGGCGUGAUGCGAACGAGGGAUGUGCGGCGUGCUCUUGUAGCGCUAGGUCUCCCGCCCGACUCAGCAUCAGAACUAUCUUCUAUUGUCGCCGCCGUCGAUCCUACUUCAACGGGCUUCGUGACCUACGACGCUUUCGUGUCCGUGGCAGCCGCAAAACUGCACAUGCGCGGCGACGAUGCGCUCGAUGCAGAGGUUGAUGCCGCAUACCGUCUUUUCACACAGGGCUCCGAUGGACCCAUCACGUUCCAUCACCUGCGACGGAUAGCGCGAGACUUGAAAGAAGAUAAUGUUGGAGAUGAUUUGUUGAAAGAUAUGAUUCGGGAGGCGAAUGGUGGGGAUGGAUUGCAGAAGGGAGUGACAUUGGAGCAGUUCCGGGAUGUGAUGGCCAGAGCGGGAGUUUUCUGA